GCGAUGAGGCUCCGCAGAGGCUCCUAGCGAUGGGGGAUGUCCUGGCGUAUGAAGCUGAGUUGCUCGGACUAGUGAGAGAGUAUUUGGAUUUUGCUGAAUUCGAAGAAACAGUGAAAGUGUUUGUGAAGGAAUGUAAGGUAAAAGGGAAGCCACUGCCUAAAUCAACAGGUGCUUCCCUGAGAGAUUCAAAAACUUUGACUGUUCAGAAAGAUCUGCUGACAGCAUUUGAAAAUGGAGAGCAGAAAGUUUUCUUCCRCCUUUGGAAGGAGCAGAUACCGUCUGCAGUUCGAGACAGCGAGCCGGUUGCUCAGAAACUGGAGUUUUAUCUCCACAUACACUUUGCCACCUACCUCUUGAAACACUCUGUGGGAAAGCCUGACAAAGCUGAGCUUGAGGAAAGGAUUUCACACUUUAAAACAUACCUAGAAACAAAAGGAGCUGCACUUAGUCAGACAACAGAGUUUCUUCCCUUCUAUGCUUUGCCSUUUGUUCCUAAUCCCACGGUACACCCUUCAUUUAAAGAACUUUUCCAGGAUUCUUGGACAUUGGAUUUAAGGACAAGAUUGGAAAAGUUCCUGUCUCUGACUCUCAAAGCCAACCAGACGCCCAGGCUUCUCACUGUAUUUAAAGAGAAUGGACAGUGCAACAAAGAAAUCUUACAGCAGCUUCAUCAACAGUUAGUAGAGUCUGAGCGCAGGACCAUGACCUACCUGAAACGAUUCAAYAAAAUGCAGGCAGACUACCAUAAUCUCAUUGGGGUCACUGCAGAGCUCGUGGAUUCCUUGGAGGCCACAGUCAAUGGCAAGAUGAUCACCCCAGAGUAUCUUCAGAGUGUUUGUGUUCGCUUGUUCAGCAAUCAGAUGAGACAGAGUGUAGCCCACAGUAUUGACUUCACGAGACCUGGAACUGGAUAUUACUCUAUGAGCCCUUGUGAUGACGAAUAUGCUUCUACCAUGUUAAGAGCAUCUUUAGCCCCAGAGAAGAUGCAGGACGUGCCAUUGUUGCCCUCUCUGGAUUAUGAGAAGCUGAAGAAAGAUUUGAUUAUGGGGAAUGAUCGUCUCAAGGCCUUCUUACUACAGGCCCUGCGCUGGCGCUUGACAACGUCAUAUCCUGGAGAACAGAGAGACACUGUCCUGCAAGCGUACAUCAGUAAUGACCUCCUGGAUUGCCACAGCAAUUGUCAGAGAAAUGUCUUCAAAUUAUUACAUUCGAAGAGUGAGGUAGUCAGACAGUAUAUGGCAAGGCUCAUUAAUGCUUUUGCUUCACUGGCAGAAGGUCGUCUCUACCUUUCUCAGAAUCCAAAGUUGUUGCGAAUACUGGAGGAGAGACUGAAAGCUGAAGACAAGGAUUCCCUUACACGGGAGAAUGUUCUGGGGGCUCUGCAGAAAUUCAGCCUCAGGCGYGCGCUGCAGUCUGCCAUGAUCAGAGAUGGGCUCAUUUUCUGGCUGGUUGAUGUUCUAACAGAUACAGAUUGCCUCUCUGAUUACACACUGGAGUAUUCGGUUGCCUUGCUCAUGAAUCUUUGUCUGAGGAGUGCAGGAAAGCAAAUGUGUGCGAAGAUCGCAAACCGUGUGCUCAAAGUUCUCUCUGAUCUUCUUGGCCAUGAGAAUCAUGAGAUACAACCAUAUGUGAAUGGAGCACUGUAUAGCAUCCUUGCUAUACCUUCUGUCCGAGAGGAAGCCAGAGCAAUGGGAAUGGAAGAAAUCCUGCGCUGCUUUAUCAAGGAAGGAAACGCAGAGAUGAUUCGACAGAUUGAAUUUAUUAUCAAACAGCUCAAUUCAGAAGAGCCAUUAAAUGAUAGUGUUGUAUCCGAUGAUGAUGAGGAGGAAGARGAUGAAGAAGAGGACCAUGACACCAUGGAGGCUGAUCUGGACAAAGAUGAGAUUUUACAGCCUCAACUGGGAGAGCUUGCAGGAGAGAAGCUGCUGACAACUGAGUACUUGGGAAUAAUGACUCAUACUCCAAAAACCAAGAAGAAGAUGUUCCCUGGUGUCCAUCAGAGUAUAGAUGAGCCUCUGCAGAGACCUGUGACGCCAAGUUUUCACAGAACUGUGUACCCAAUGCCAGAAAACGAUGACCUUUCUUGCCAUAGGGAUGAAAAACUCCAGUCCUUGCCRAGCGAUCGCCUUCCCACUCGUAGCAGGAGCAGGUCCAGUAUUUCUGACCUCUGCGUUUCCUCCUCAUCAAUUGAAAUGGAAUCUUCGAAGAUAUUCUCAUCAGGCCAUAGAAUGGACCAGCACAUCCCAGCUGUGGACAACGUCCUGUCUUCCCGAUCUAMUGAGUUCACCCAAGACAAAGUAAAUGGGCUGUCUAAUAGUGAGUUUUCCGCAGCUUUUACUAGCAAACCUAAGAUCCCUCGCACCCCUGAAGCACAGAGUGCCAGCCCAAGAAAGGGAAAGAUCCCCCCCAUUGCCCCUCAGUUCUCUCAGUCUGGACCCCAAGAAAUGAGCCGCCCCAGUUCGUCGGGAUCAUCCACGAGGAGCAGACAGAGCAGCCAGUCCUACAGGAAGUGACAACAGUUGCUUUCCUCAAGAAUCACCUGUCACRUUGCUGAAGGACAGAGCCAGCUUCCUGUAAUGACCUUUACUGGCGACCUGCUUGACAAGAGAGUGGGUUGUUAACAUUGCAUGUGUACAGCUUGCACAGUGACUCGGGAAUUAUCUGAUGGGAUGCGUCUUUUGUCAUCCUCGUACCUGGCUAAAACAAGGGCCUUGUUACAAUUCAAGUUUGUUACAAUGCAACAGAAGCCUGGGACAGGUAUGGUAGGGGAAUGUGAUCCCAGUGUCCCUGGUAUUUCCCUCCUAAGAGACGUUGCUGCCUCUUGUUCUCUGCCUUCUGCGUCAGAGUAAACAGCCCUUGGAGAUGGUCUGUAGGGGCUCAGCAUAGAAGUCUGGCYGAGCAACUGCCUUGUUUACAUAUUGCUUGCUGAACCUAGCACGUCACAUGUGUUUUUUAAAAAACUAUUCCCUUGUGAGUGAGCCUGGGGGAUAUCUGUGUUCAAAGGAUCUGCACUGGGAGUUUAGUGUGAGAUAUGAUCUGCAUUUAGCCACCAGAGACUGGAGAGAAAGCAUUUCAUCAAUUUAGGAUUGACCCAUAGCAGGUGAGAAACACCGUGCCAUUGCCCAAAGCAGAGUCCUUGCUCACCUCUGAGGAUGUGAGGAGCAGCUUUAUCUGCAGCUGUUACUCCUAUAUGUUCUUUCUAGAUUGGAUUUUUUUCUUGAUUUUGUUUUUUAAUAUUUGUUGGAUGAAUCUGCCACCUUUCUGAUGUAUCUUCUUUCAGAGUAGAAGCCAUAAAAAUCUGAACAGGUCAGAAGCAGCUUUCCCUUGCUGCUUGGUUAUGACAGUCCCCUUUGAUCUAUGUCACAUUUUCUGGUGUUCUUCACUUCUGAGCAGUGUUUUAUCUUUAUGAAAUCUGGACUGAUCUUCAGUCAUUAGGAAAUGCAGUCUAGGCAAGAGAGCCCAGGAAGCCCUUCCUUAAAUAAAAAUCCUGCAGUUAAUUCUGCYGGUGAUUUAUGAAGCCAAAACGGUUUGUUGUUCUUUGUUGUUCUUUCUCUCAAAAGCAGCGGUGACCAGGAAACACUGAAAUCUUUAUUGACCAUUGCCUUUUCAAUAAUAUCCCCUCAUGUGACAUUGCUGUUAAACCAACAGUAACAACUUUUCCAGAGAUGCCAUUUGCCUUGGAACUUGGCUGCCACUGGCAGAGGGAAGUGUGUUUGCCAUAGGUGGACUUCAAAAGCAAAUGUGUUAGCAGGUACUAAAAGAAAAGCUUUAACUUCUCUCUUUUUGAGUUUCAGCUCAAGAAACUAGAAGGCAGCAAUAUAAAAGCUACUGCAGAUAGCACCAUUUACCUUYCCCUAGGGGAAGGAGUUGCACAGCUACAAAUAUUUUCCAUAGGACUGGAGGAAAACUUUGUGCCUGUGCUGAGACUUGGGAUUGUGCCUAUGGGUGUGCAGUGGCAACUGAGUAGCCCAGAUGAUUUCCUCAUAUGACACAGUUGCUAUGAGGUGGCCUGAGAUCAGAGACAAGGUGUGGUUUUCUUGUAGAAAUGGAUCCUGUCUUGAAGUUGCUGUAACCCUGUUGAAUAACAGACUUCAAGUUGGAAUCCAGAUCUUCUGUAGAGUAAGAUAACCCCUAGUUUAAAAUCUAGUCAUGUUCAUGUGAAAGUAUUUGGUAAUUUCAGGGUGUCCACAGGCCAAGCAUGAAGCAGUCGGAGUGUGGGUGCUACUUUAGCUCCCAAGCUGCAUAGGACCUGAAGUGACUGAGGGCCCUUGGUAGCCUCCAUCCUGUAGAUCUCCAAUCUAGAUAAAGACGGCACAGAGCAUUUCCAACCUGUCUUCA
Molecule: messenger RNA, 4338 nt
Organism: Nothoprocta perdicaria
Lineage: Eukaryota; Metazoa; Chordata; Aves; Tinamiformes; Tinamidae
Gene: ARMC9
Product: armadillo repeat containing 9
Exons: 25
Coding region: 30-2513 (827 amino acids)
Biological process (GO): cilium assembly
Cellular component (GO): ciliary basal body; ciliary tip; centriole
Molecular function (GO): protein binding
Source: RefSeq, a predicted model, not a curated record